Messenger RNA from Gadus macrocephalus (Pacific cod), 1234 nucleotides. RefSeq lists its product as uncharacterized. Lineage: Eukaryota; Metazoa; Chordata; Actinopteri; Gadiformes; Gadidae. Bases 561 to 1169 code for a protein of 202 amino acids. The record is from RefSeq and is a predicted model, not a curated record. The transcript has 4 exons.
UUAGUAAUAUUCAUGCAAUUGUGUAUUAUGUCUUGUUAACUACUUAAUCGUCAAUUCCCGCCGGCGGGAAAGUUUUAGUUACACCUAGCAUGUUCCCCCCAACAUGCUAGGUCAAUUCUCAGCAUCAUAAGGUUGAGUGAUAUAGUCAUGUCAUACACCGUUGGAAAGCUUAGAAUCUCAAGAAUGUCAACCAAUGUCAACCAUUCGGUGGAAUAAAUAUGUUUAGUGAAUAUAGAUCAAAUAUAUCCUAGUGUCUUAGGUCAAAAUAGCCCCCCUCACCCUCCCCCACCCUUGGUGCAUACUUACUUUAUCGUCGUUGUGGAUAUCCUUAGCAAUGAGUUGAUACUUCAUGUUGGGUCUUGAAAUGUUCAUAAGAGUCCACAGAAAUCGAAUAUCAAUAUUAUUUUAGUCUAAUUACAUCGUGUAUAUGCACACGCCAUCUUAUACAAAGCAGCCGAAAAAUAGAAAACCGAAACGCUGCAAUGUUUUUUUGUAGAAAACUGCUUUUAUGUUUAUACUGGUUUUCUUUUACUUUUAGAGACACGUCAGUGUAAUUGCGGAUGGCGAGAGCCCUGAAAUACACCUGGACAGCUGCAGCGGUCUUCAUCACUGCCCCUUCUGCCAAUACAAAGCAUCAAAAUGUGUUAUCGACUAUCACAUCACAUGCCAUGCCUCGGUUAAAUACAGAGGUCUGCAGAGGAGCUUUCAGGAAGCAGGAAGAGAAGACGGGAGGAAAAAAAGCUACAGACAAAACUGAAGACCAGGAACUGGAACCUGGGAACCUGGAAGAGGAUGUUGUCCUGAAGGACACAAUUCAGGCAGCAGCAUGGUGCCAGGUACAGUCCUUCAAGGACAGCGUCUCUCUCCCAGAGGUCAUUGGGAUGGAAGGUUGGGAGCAGAGGGCAGCAUCAGUACAGCGCAAAUCCCAUGACGGCGGGGAUGAGGAAGAAGCAUGGCAACCAUUCCAAUUCUCAUUCCAAUUACAAACUGACUAUGAACUCUUCUGUGUGGAGAUGAUGGACAGGAGAAACCUGAAGGUGUUUGCCUCUUUUGAGUCAAACACCUCUCCCCCUCCCCCCUCCCCCCUCCCCGUGACGCCUGCGCCACACGACUCCAGUAGUCUGAUGAUGCAGCAUAAUGGUGGCGCUUGGCAGCUAUGGCGGCGGUGACGGCGAUGUCGGGCGACGAAGCGAGAGUGGCGUCCACCUCACUGAGGAAGGCGUCAGUGUGUUCC